Molecule: messenger RNA, 2199 nt
Organism: Dunckerocampus dactyliophorus (ringed pipefish)
Lineage: Eukaryota; Metazoa; Chordata; Actinopteri; Syngnathiformes; Syngnathidae
Gene: susd6
Product: sushi domain containing 6
Exons: 7
Coding region: 286-1419 (377 amino acids)
Source: RefSeq, a predicted model, not a curated record
CGCGAGAGCGAGGCAGCUGGUCGAGUUCUCACACAGUGAGUGUUUCCGCUCACCUCCAAUAAAGAAGCGGCGAGGACGAGGAACAACGGAGCCUCAGCUUGGGGGGGGAAAACAGACAACGGAGACGACAGAGACGGAACCUUUUUGUCUAUUAUUUCGACAUCUUCUCCGUCGCGUGGGUCCUAGCUAAUGCUUCGAAUGUGAGAAGGGAGAGUGGGGACUCGCUGCUGGUAACCUUUUGUCGGUUAAGCCGUAGAGGACUCUCGCUGGUUGUUGGAGGAAAACAUGUGCAAUGGAAUGGUAGCGUUUCAGACGAGAGCCCCUUCCUCCUCCUCUUCUUCCUUAGCCCACAGGCUGGCCUUCCCUGCACUUCUCCUCCUCCUCACUGUGCUCCCCCAUGGCCGCGCAUCAGGUUGUGCGCAGCCCUCUGAUGUGCAACAUGGAGACCUACUUAACCAGACCGAGGCCAACAGGGACUCCUUUCCCCCGGGCACUGUUCUGACCUAUGGCUGUGAGCCUGGAUACACUGCAGACGGACCCACCAGCAUCACUUGCGCCAAUGCUGGAUCCUGGUCCCGUCAGCCACGCUGCGUCAGAAGCAACGUGUGUUCGCCCCCGACUGAACCCGAGAAUGGCGGCUACCGCUGUCACCCACCCUCCUGCCACCACCUCAUCCACAAGACAGUCAUCGAGUACUUCUGCGACGAAGGCUACGCUCUGAAAGGAGACUAUAAGUUCCUCACUUGCCUGAACGGUGAUUGGGACGCUCCCAUGCAGAUUAGCUGCCGUCUCACGCAAGACAAGGAGCCAAGCUCUCCCCUUGGCAUACCAGCGCUGUCAAUUGUGGCGUCCACUGCUAGCUCGGUGGCGCUCAUCCUGCUUUUAGUCGUGCUGUUUGUUCUCGUGCAGCCAAAACUCAAGUCUUUCCAUCACAGCAGGAGGGAGCAAGGCGUCUCGGGCCAGUCCGGUUCCAUCAUGGUCGAGGGGGUUCAAGUGGCACUGCCCUCCUACGAAGAGGCUGUGUAUGGAAACGGUUCGGGCCCACCUCCUCCUCCACCGCCUCCCCCGGCUCCUCCUGAGUGCAGGGUCCCGAUCGUUCUGUCCGAGGGGCUCCCUCAGGGGGCCACAGGAGGCCAAGGCCCUAGCCGAAGCCACCAUCAUAGAGACUUGGACUUGUGUCUCCCAUCCACCUCAUCCUCGUUUCCCUCCCACCAUCAUGCAGAGACGGUGCUUGUGCAUGAGGCCCCCUCCUCUUCAUCUUCUUCUUUAUCAUCGUGGGCUAGAGAGCACCCUGGGGGUGCUUGUGCAGCCCCUCUACCUCUACGUAGAGACUCUGAGAGUAGCGACCAGCACAGCCUGCUCUCUGUCACCUCUGCAGAUGACUUUUCUGAUGAUAUUCCCUUGUUGAAGGAAGCAUGAAGCCUGCCAACGUUCUUGCAGCAGUCCCCCGUCUCUCUGCUGACCAGGACUGAGUGUGGCUGUCAACCCCACUUCCCCAAAACACCCUCAAAGGGCCAGCAGACACAGAAACGAGAACUAUUCCCCGGCAGAACAUCUUUGGCCAUUGCUACCAACGCAGAGCAAAGCCAUCAGCCAGUACUUAUCGCAGGAGCGCCACAGGAUCCAACUCGAAGCAAAGACGAAGUGAUGCCAUCUUGUGAAAAAUCCUUUGUAUUAAACACAGUACAUACUUUAUCAACUCUGUUUAAAAACAAGAAAGCUUAAGAAGUGUCUUCAUGGCACCACGGCAUCCUGAAUUGUCUUCCCGCUCUACUUGAAGAGUUGUGACAGCUGGAUGUUGUGGCUCUCUUUGUGAAUGCUGCAUGUUUGUUUUUUUUUUUUAAGUGAUGUCUGUCACUGCACCGUGGCCCACUCUGAAUUAAGCAUGAAGCCUCUUCUGUGUGUCUCUCUCGCUUAGCUGUCUCGGCAUCCAGAAUAAUGGAUGAAUGGCAUCAGAUGAGAAGCGCAGGUUGCAACUCUUUCCUUAGACCUGCUUCUGGAACCAAGAAGAGAGCUUUCUUUCCUCUUUCCUGCUGCACCCAACAUGGGGUUCUUCUUUCGCAUGAGUAGGAUUGUCGUUUGGCUUCCAAGGAGCAAUGAAGACACAACCUUGUAUGCAAGAAGCAAGACAUGAUCAUAUAUCAGUUUAUUUCGAAGCUGAAGGGGGGCUGUCCAUCCGGCCGAUUGGUCAUGACUAAA